CUGCUAUGUUUCGAAAAUCCGUGAAUUGGGAAUUUCCUAGCCACUGCACUUCAUUUGUUAUUUUCAUUGCACGACGGGCGAUGGCAAGGCUGUGCAAUUGUAUUCUCUCUGAUUGUAUGUCAACUUGACAAUGUCAAGGGACGCGCUGGUAGUAUGAAAGAUGUACGAAAGAUAGAAGGCUUCAAGAAAGAAAAGUUAGCCUCAAUGUACCUUCAUUACAUUUGCCGUGAGAAACGAGUUAUGCCAUGCCAAAGGAAAAAGAUCCCAUUCUGAAGAAGUUGCAGGAGUUGGGAUGCAACAGUCAAUUCAAGUUAGCAAUUGCCUAUCAAGUUUACCUAGAUUUGAGUGAAGUUCGAAAAUUGCAAGUUGAAAGCAGGUACAAUAAAGAGCUGGAUAUUAUUUAUUUUGUUGGGAAGGGAGAUGAAUUUCCUAAUGGUUCCGAGAUAUUUAUUCCUCUAUCUUCUGCAUCGUUUCUUAGUAUGAGUUGGAUUGAGACACUACAGCAAGCAAUCUGCCAAGAUAGAGAGGGACCUCGAAUCACAAUGGCUUUCAAAGAACAAGAUUCUUCAGUUAUGUAUUACUGUAUGACAACAGGUAUAAUACCACCAGACCCUCCUUCUCCACCUAUUUUAAAGAAACCUGGACAAUUAUCAUCAGAGUGAUUGAUUCUGAAUCUGAAGUUUUAAGAAUGUUAAUGAAAUAAAUGAAAAUAAAAUGAAUUACCUUCCAAUUCAGAAAUAUAUUUCUUAAUUUUUGUAAUAACAUGAGCAUACACGAAACAUUUUACCAGUAGUAUUUAUAUUUACAAUUUUUUAUUGCUCUCAAACUUGCAGUCUGCUUCUGGCAGUUUUGUAUAGACUGAUAGUAUCUAUUCACAUUAAUGUAAAUAUUUUGCAUGUACAGUUGUGUAAUGCUUAGUUCCACCACAUGCUAGUUUGAAUAUAAUGUUAAUAAGAAUCUCUCACUUUUCUAUCUUCGGAGAUUCGUGGGGAAAUUCUUCCUUUAUAAUGUGUAUAUUUUCAGUAUUUUUAAUCAAUUCCUGAAGGUAAUUUACAUUUUCAGUAUCUAUUAAUCAUCCAUUAUUCCCCAUAGAAUGUUGCAGAAUAUUCGUAACAAUCACAAUAAUCCAAGGCUAAAAAAUCCUCCAUAGUUGUAAUAUGUAUUACGAAGCAAUUAUGUUAUACAUUAUAGGAUGCUUGUUUGGUUAUCAAACAUACAGAUAUUGAAAUUUUUAUUCUCACCUGUAUUAUUCAUGUUUAUUAUCUAGUUUAGUUGGCUUUAUCUAUUAAUCCCACCCUAUUAUAUUUCAUACACACCUUACAAAAUAAGUUUUCUCCAUCUUUGUAUAUUCCAUUAUUGGUACUUAAACGUGCUUUGUGGAAGUUGAACACAAGUGAUUUGUGAUGUGCUUGUAAGAGAUGGGCACUUAUAUCAUUAAAAUGAAAGAGUUUUAACAAUGUUAAGUGCACAGAUUUUUCAUGUGAACACUACCAUAUUUUUCAGCAGGUAAGAUGAUUGAUGAAUCAUAAAAAGACCUCAAAAAAUGUUGAACUUUUAGAACAGUUUAAGAAAAUUAUUACAUCCAUCUAAGGCAAAUAGUUCCUGAACCUCACUUUCAUUGUUUACAAGUUCAUUAUAUGGGCAACUUUAUGAUAAAGAUCUUGUAAUUUCUGUCCAAUUUUUGUUUUGUCUUAUAACCAAAUUUCU
Gryllus bimaculatus (two-spotted cricket) is the source of this 1707-nucleotide messenger RNA. The record is from the annotation of a GenBank genome assembly. NCBI's taxonomy places the organism in Eukaryota, Metazoa, Arthropoda, Insecta, Orthoptera, Gryllidae.